UACCCUUGAGAACUUGCAAAAGUAUAAUGCUACCACUGAGAAUUUCCAAAAAAAUUAUAUCGUGUUUUUUUAGACUUUAAUCCACUUACCCCUACUCCUCAUCAACCCUAAACCACCAAUAAAACACCUCUAGUCGGUGGCGCCACUGCCAACCACCUCUCCUUUUCAGCCGCUUCCAUUCUCGGUAUCCACUUUCCUCUUAAUCUAACCAUGGAAUUUCUGUUUGAGGUGCGAAGAUUCAAAUUUUUUCCAUGAUGGAAGAAGAAUUUGGGGGUAAUGUGAAGCAAUUGUUAUCAAAACUGUUUAAAUCCUCUAUUGAAUCAACUGUCCCCAGUGAGCAUCAUGUACUGCCGCUCAUUUCGAUUAGCAAAAACUUUGGUGGUGACUACCAAUGCAAUAAUGCUAUGGGUUUGUUCGGCAAGAUAAAGAAGACAAUGCCUGAAUUUGAGAACCCCAAAUCCGUUGGUGAGGCUAUCAUCAAAAAUUUGCCCGAGUCGGAAGUGAUUGAGAGCUGUUCUAUUGCUGGACCAGGGUUUGUGAAUGUUGUCCUGUCAACGACAUGGUUAGCUAAGAACAUACAAAAGAUGCUUAUGGAAGGUAUCCAAACAUGGGCUCCAAAAUUGACAAUCAAGAAGGCAGUAGUAGACUUUUCUUCACCUAAUAUUGCAAAGGAGAUGCAUGUUGGCCACUUGAGAUCAACCAUUAUUGGGGAUACCCUCGCGAAGAUACUUGAGUUUUCUGGUGUUGAAGUGCUUCGAAGAAAUCAUGUUGGUGAUUGGGGUACACAGUUUGGCAUGCUGAUCGAGUUCUUGUUUGAGCAAUGGCCACAAUGGGAUGAAUCGGAUGAUCACAAUAAAAUUCCUAUUGAGGAUCUUCAGGUCUUCUACAAACAGGCCAAAAAAAGAUUUGACGAUGAUGCCAUCUUCAAGGAAAAGGCACAAAAGGCGGUGGUGAGCCUUCAGAGUGGAGAACAACCCAAGUACACGAAGGCAUGGGCUCAAAUAUGUGAAAUUAGUCGUAGGGAAUUUCAGAAACUUUAUAAUUGUCUCGGGGUUCACAUAGAAGAAAAGGGUGAAAGUUUUUACAAUCGUUAUAUUCCAGAGGUUUUGGAGGAUUUGAGGAAAGAAGGUCUGAUUGAAGAAUGCAAAGGAGCUCAGGUUAUAAACAUUAAAGGAAAAAAGAUACCUCUUAUUGUUGUAAAGAGAGAUGGAGGUUUUAACUAUGCUUGCACUGAUUUAACUGCUCUUUGGUAUCGCAUCAAAGAAGAAGAAGCUGAAUGGAUUAUAUAUGUAACUGAUGUUGGUCAGAGUGAGCACUUUGAAAUGGUCUUCCAUGCAGCAAAACAAGCAAAGUGGCUUCCACGUGAUGGAAAUGCACUCCCUAAAGCUACUCAUGUGGGUUUUGGUCUUGUACUGGGAGAAGAUGGCAAGCGUUUUCGUACUCGAAGCUCUGAAGUAGUUCGUCUGGUUGAUUUACUUGAUAAAGCAAAAGAUCGGAGCAAAGAAGCACUUAUUAAGCGAGGUAAAGCUGCGGAGUGGACUGAGGAGGAACUGGAGAAGACUGCUGAAGCAGUGGGUUAUGGGGCUGUAAAGUUUUUUGAUUUGAGGGACAAUCGACUCACCAAUUACACAUUUAACUAUGAUCAGAUGCUUAAUGAUAAGGGAAAGACUGCUGUGUAUUUACUCUAUGCACAUGCUCGAAUUUGUUCGAUUAUCAGGAAAUCUGGUAAAGACAUUGAAGAGCUGAAAAAGGGUGGAGAGAUAGUUUUGGAUGACCAAUAUGAGCGUGCAUUGGGGCUUCGUCUGCUUCAGUUUUCUGAGAUUGUGGAGGAGGCUUGUAGCAAUCUGUUGCCUAAUGUAAUAUGCGAGUACUUGUACAAUCUAUCAAUUGAUUUCACAAAGUUCAAUGAUCACUGCAAGGUGAUUGGCACAGCAGAAGAAACAAGCCGACUGUUGUUAUGUGAAGCUAUAGGAGUGGUAAUGCGGAAGUGUUUUGAACUUCUUGGCAUUACCCCUGUCUACAAGUUAUGAUCCAAGAGCUGGGAUUUUAUUUUUACAAGUGAUAAUCACAUCUACUUUUUCGAUAAAAAAAAAAAAAAUUAUAUCUAAACAAUAGCCUGUCAAAACUAAUUUGGGGAGUAAAUACUAAUUAUUUUGGGUAUAUAUUUCAUAUAGAAUAGAGAAUUUUGUCAGAAGUCACAUUUUGAAAUAGAGAUUUUGUGAAAAAUCAAAUCUUAUGAGAAAAAGUCAUAUUUACAAAAUAUUUUGUGAGAUAACACAUUUA
Spinacia oleracea (spinach) is the source of this 2283-nucleotide messenger RNA. RefSeq names its product arginine--tRNA ligase, cytoplasmic. The record is from RefSeq and is a predicted model, not a curated record. The transcript has 17 exons. Gene Ontology annotation, molecular function: arginine-tRNA ligase activity; ATP binding. Gene Ontology annotation, biological process: arginyl-tRNA aminoacylation. Gene Ontology annotation, cellular component: cytoplasm. The coding region runs from base 252 to 2030 and encodes 592 amino acids. Lineage: Eukaryota; Viridiplantae; Streptophyta; Magnoliopsida; Caryophyllales; Amaranthaceae.